AUCUCUCCAACUUUGUCUGUUUUUGUAAACGUCUCUUUAUUAUCAUGUCCUUAAAGUUCUCUCCCACAUAACAGAAACGCACAUUGGUGUAGAGAAAGGAAACCCCCUCUCCAUCUCCCAUAUAUUUCUCUCCCCGCAAAUCAUAAACAAAAGAGUGGUUUCCCAAUUCCCAAUCAAACUUUUGUGAGAUUCAGUAUAGACCGGGCUCAUUUUAUCUCCAAAUAUAGCUACUAAUUAAAGUUUAGAGAGCGAGAGAGGUUUGAGUUUGUUAUUUUUAUGUGUGUGUUAAUUUCCGCUCUUUAUAUCUCUGAGUGAUUCAGAGAGGUACUAAACAGAAUCACAGUCUCGGUUAAAUUUCUUGCGUUUGUUUCAGACUAAAACUACCUUAUAAAGAAAAAUGGGCUUACAACAACUUCACUCCAGUGUUAAUAUCAUGCCUACAAAGAAUGAUAGUAGUGGAGGUAGUUACAAAGGGUUUUCAGGAGUGAAUAACUUUCUCCCACCACCACCACUUUCUCCAUGUUUUGGGGUUUUAGAUUCUCCUAAAAAGAGAUUAUGUGUGAAAUCAGAGAUGGGUUUUCAAAAUUUAAGUCAUCCGUUGGAAAAACAAGAGAGACGAUGGAAUUUUCAGAUCUCUGAAGGUACGAGAAUGGAUGAGGGGUUCUCAGGAGGAGAUGAUGAGAAAAAUGUGAUGAUGAUGAAGGGAAGUACUGGUGAAAUGGAGGAAGAUGAUAUGUUUAUUGCAGAGCAGUAUAAUGAAACCGGAUCACAAUCUGUUAACAACAAGUUGUGCGCAAGAGGACAUUGGAGACCUGCUGAAGAUUUUAAACUUAAAGAACUUGUUUGUCAGUACGGCCCUCAGAAUUGGAACCUUAUUGCUGAAAAACUUGAAGGAAGAUCAGGGAAAAGUUGCAGAUUGAGAUGGUUUAACCAGUUAGAUCCAAGGAUUAACAGAAGGGCAUUUAGUGAGGAAGAGGAGGAGACACUUUUAACUGCUCACAAAUUAUAUGGAAACAAAUGGGCCAUGAUAGCUAGGUUAUUCCCUGGAAGAACUGAUAAUGCAGUUAAAAACCAUUGGCAUGUAAUUAUGGCAAGAAAACAUAGAGAACAAUCAAGUGUUUAUAGGAAAAGAAAACCCACUUCUGCUUCUUCUCAUAAGAGAACGGUAAAAACUAUUGAUCAUGAAAACAAUAAUGCAUGCAGUGAAUCAACAAGUACCACAAUGGAUGAAUCUGCAUCAACUUGUACAAAUCUUUCUCUCAAUUCUUCUUCAAGCAGAGUUCAUCCUUCUUCUGUUUUAUUUACUAGGUUUAGUCCUCAACAAAACCAACUCUUUGAUGAGCAAUUCCAAAUGGGAUCAUCAUCUGAAGAAAAGAUGGUGUCAUUUAGUAAUGAGCAGAAACAUGAUGGUUGUAGUUUCUAUGAACCUGGACACCAACAACAACCCGUGGUGGUGAUGAUGGUUAUGGGUGAAGGAGGAGGAGAUCAAACAGGAUAUUCAGAAUCCAAUUCUGAUGUAUCAGUAUCUGAAUCUGUAGUAAACAACAAGAAAAAUCUCUAUAAUGAUAGAGAUUGCGAUGAUAAUGGAGGUGAGAAGAUUGCUCCACCUUUCAUUGAUUUCCUUGGAGUUGGAGCCACUUAGAAAGUGGGUGUUUUUCUUAUUUGUGUUUUACCGAAAAACUUACAAGGAGAAAAUCUAAGUCUUUUUACAUUGAAAGUUUCUCCUCCCUCUUUAAUGUAGAGGUGGAGAAAUGUGUUUGUAACUUUGUGACGAGAAAAGUAAAUCUUAGAAUA
Molecule: messenger RNA, 1794 nt
Organism: Papaver somniferum (opium poppy)
Lineage: Eukaryota; Viridiplantae; Streptophyta; Magnoliopsida; Ranunculales; Papaveraceae
Product: transcription factor MYB52-like
Exons: 3
Coding region: 398-1642 (414 amino acids)
Biological process (GO): regulation of DNA-templated transcription
Cellular component (GO): nucleus
Molecular function (GO): RNA polymerase II cis-regulatory region sequence-specific DNA binding; DNA-binding transcription factor activity, RNA polymerase II-specific
Source: RefSeq, a predicted model, not a curated record